AUGUUGGGGCUCAUAUGGGAAGUGGAUGAAGAUAGUGUUCUCGGCAGGUUUUCCUGUUUGGUUACUGAGGUAAAUCUCUUUUUCUUCCAACCGUGCAUCAUCUUCCCUGUGCCUCUCAGAGUUUAUGGCCCCGCGGAAUCCCAGCAAGUGGUAUUUGGGGAUGUGUGCCCCCUGCUUACGUCACUCUUGGACGGGUGCAACGUUGGCAUCAUGGCUUACGGACAGACGGGAUGUGGCAAGAGUUAUACCAUGCUGGGCCCCCAGUCCACGGGGGAGCCCGUCCCGUCGUGGGAACCGCACAGCGACCUGGGAGUCCUGCCCAGGGCUGCCGGAGAGCUCUUCAGGCUUAUCUCAGAAAACCCGUCAAGGAGCCUGAAGGUUGACGUGUCCAUAGUGGAAGUUUAUAAUAACGACAUUUUUGACCUUCUGGCCAAAGACGGUCGCACAGCAGCGUCUGGGCCCAAGCGUGAGGUGCUGACCACCCAGGAGGCAAAGCAGGAGGUCUGUCUGCUGACCCGAGAGUGA
This is a messenger RNA of Puma concolor (puma), 525 nucleotides long. Lineage: Eukaryota; Metazoa; Chordata; Mammalia; Carnivora; Felidae. The record is from RefSeq and is a predicted model, not a curated record.